ACCUUUCAGGUAAGCAUGCACAAAGGAAUGGGGAAGUAGAGAUGAAAACGUUGUUCCUGCUAGACAUUGCAGUCGAUCUCAAAACGCUUUUAAGUUCACACAGCACCACCUAAACAGAAGACUUGGAUGAGACAGAAACACAACAUUAACACGACAUGGAGAUGGAACAGAUCUCUGAUCAGAGACAAAAGCUGUUAGCUAGUGGCAGUGGUUCUCUGCCAAGAACAUUGUCCUCAAGAUCAAUCAGUUCAACUGACAAUGUCCUAGCAUUCAUCUGUGAACUUCGCCCUAAGAAAGACCACCAGCUGAAACACAACCAAGAAACAGUGCAGGUUCAGCUGCCAAGUCGCUGCAAUGUUCAUCAGCUGCGGCUGCGUAUCUGCAUUCAAGCCCAAGAGCAGAACUCUCUCUUAGAUCCCUUCAGCUUACUUGACCCGGAGCAGUACCAGCUUCUAUAUAUUAAGGGAGGUGAAUGGUAUGAGAUCCACGAUGAUCACCAGGUCCUGCAUACACUGAAUGCUGAAUGGCAGUGUGAUGCCAAUGGUAAAAAGAUGGCCAGGAUUGUACUGGCACCUCUUCCUGAAGUUACAGAGGAGGCAGAGAGGUUCCACCAGCUUUUGACCUACCUUAUUGGGUACGACCUCAGCACUGCCGCAUCUAAUCGACUAGGGGAACUUAACUUUGCCCGCCGGAAGUUUGCUGCACCCCGUAAAGAGGAACUCCAGAGACGUGACACCAGAACUUAUGCCCUGGAGCCUUGGGUCACCUCAUCACCACUUGUAAAAGAACAGCAGUCACUGCUUUCUUGUGACCUGUUCGUCACUCUGUAUUACAAUGAUAAGAACUGUAAUUUUAAAGUGGACAUUAAUGAUUUUCCAAGUGACCUAAUUGAGACAUUCAUCCAAAGGAUGUUUGACAGUGGUUUUGCCUUGGAAUAUACAGUUGCCUACUUGACAUUAAAGGUCUGUGGGAGAGAGGAAUUCCUCAGUGGAGACUAUCCACUCUCAAACUUUCUAUGGGUACGGCACUGUCUGAAGACCAUGCAGGGGCUCCACCUGUCUGUGCUACCCAUUGCAUCAUUAGAGGAGGACACAGUAAGGUCAGAGGAUUGGCCUCUAGUAGACAGCUUUACUGGACUACCCAGUUCUCAUGAGGAGCUUGCUCUUUCAAAUAAAGAGUUGGAUGACAUCAUGAUGAUAUCACUAAUGGACUGUGACCGAACACUGAGAGUGAAGCUGGUGGGCUUAGACAUACCCCAGCUCCCCAGCAAAGCCCCCCAAUAUAUUCAAGUUGAAGCCUCUGUGCUUUAUGGGAACAAGGUUUUGUCCUCAGUCUGCUCACUGUCAAAGCCAUUUUCGGAUGAAGUUUUGUGGAAUGAGUGGCUUGAAUUUGACCUUCUCCUUAAGAACUUACCAUAUGGUGCCAAGUUGAGUCUCACAGUUAAUGCCACGACUCCUGACAGCAAUGCGGCUGUGGAGUCAAAGCCUCCAUCUGCAGAAGUCAAAACACCUGAUUACCAAAAAGGCAAAGGAAAGGUAUUGUUCUUUGUAAAUCUUCUUCUCAUCGACCACAGAUCUAUACUAAGCCAAGGGCUGCACACCCUGUACAUGUGGCCAUUCCCUGAGCAUGACGAAGAGGCAUUGACUUAUGAGGCAGACAAGCUCUCGUCUGCUACCAACCCUGAUCAAACCAAUUCAAUGGCUAUCACCUUCUUGCUGGACAGGUACAGCUUCCCUGUAGUUCUCCCCAGCAGCUACAACUCUCCCGGGAUCUGUGCUUCUUCUGGGGCCUUGUAUAGAGACAACACAGACGAGGUUUUUCAGCAAUCAAGAUCAGACCAGAGGAGCCCUGGGUCUGGUAAUAGAGAAACGUCACAAUUUUCUAGUAAGGAGACAUUAGACAAGAGUUCCUUAAGGAGGUUUAGAGAAGAGAGUGUCCACUAUGGCUCUAACCUUCCCCAGUUUCUCCGAAACGUCAACUGGCUAAAUCCCAAUGCAGUUCAGGAUAUCCACUGGCUGCUCUCCAACUGGGACCCUGAAGACUUGGAAGUGCCUAUUGCUCUCGAGCUACUCAGUGUGGACUUUGCUGAUAAGAUGGUCAGGAGGCUAGCAGUCCAGAAGCUGGAAACCCUGAGUAAUGAAGAGGUGCAGAGGUACUUACUACAACUAGUCCAGACCUUGAAGGUUGAGCCAUACCAUGACAGUUAUCUGGCACGAUUCCUCAUCCAAAGGGCCCUUAGAAGUAAGAGAAUCGGCCACUUCUUCUUCUGGUACCUGCGUAGCGAGGUGUCCGGCUUCCCCUACUUCCAGCAGCGGCUUGCUGUGGUGCUGGAGGCCUACCUGCUGGGCUGUGGACAGGCUAUGCUGACAAGCUUCCUCCAGCAGGUACAGCUGGUUGAGUGUCUACACAAGGUGGCCAUUGACAUAAAGAAGCUCUUCCCUGAGAAGACUGACCUCUCAGCUACUGCUGCCCAACAGCUGCAGGACAUGCUGAGAUCUUGCAACCUUCCAUCCGAGUUCCAAGUGCCCUACGACCCCCGAGUCAGAGCAGGGGCAAUCAUGCUGGAUAGAUGCAAAGUGAUGGCCUCCAAGAAGAAGCCAUUGUGGUUGGAAUUCUCCUCUCCAGCUUCACAAGGACCUUCUGACCCCCCUGUGGGCAUGAUUUUUAAACACGGUGAUGACCUGCGGCAGGACAUGCUGGUCAUUCAGACCCUCAUAUUGAUGGAUUCAGUUUGGCAGGAAAAAUCUUUAAAUCUGAAUCUGGUACCCUAUGGCUGCAUUUCUACUGGCCAUAACAUAGGUUUGAUUGAAAUUGUGAGGGAUGCAGUCACCAUUGCCGCCGUGCAGAGAAGCAGAGGAGGAAACACGGGAGCGUUCAAAAACGAUGCCCUGCUUGAGUGGCUCAAGGGGAGGAGCCAGCUACAGGAAAUACACUACCAGGCCAUGGAAAGGUUUGUCACUUCCUGUGCUGGCUACUGUGUAGCCACCUAUGUGCUGGGGAUAGGCGAUCGACACAAUGACAACAUCAUGAUCACGGAGCAAGGAAACCUUUUCCACAUUGACUUCGGACACAUCCUGGGGAACACCAAGCGCUUCCUUGGUGUGAACAGAGAGAGAGUUCCUUUUGUUCUCACGCCUGACUUCCUGUAUGUCAUGGGCAGGGUGCCCAAGAAGUCCAGCCUGUAUUUCCAGAGGUUCAAGAAAACCUGUAUCGAAGCAUACUUAGCUCUACGGACCCACACCCGUUUGCUGGUCACCCUCUUCUCCCUCAUGCUGCUCACGGGUAUCCCUGAGCUCAGCUGCGCACAGGACAUGCAGUAUUUGCGACAGGCACUCCAGGACAACCAGAACGAGGAAGUGGCCCGCGACCACUUCCUGCAGCAGAUUGAUCAAUGUGAACAGCUGGGUUGGACUGUGCAGGCUAAUUGGUGGAUCCACAUGGUGGCAGGAAUCAAGUAGUCCUGAGGCUCACCAUUGUGGGAUAUCUCGCCUUCCAAUGAUUUCAUGAAGCACUGAUCUGAUUUAUCAUGUAAAAACAUCUCAAUACCUAGAAUGGAGAGAUUCACAGCUUUACCUGAAGGGUGCAGUGAUACUCAAAGCCUGUCUAAUAUAAUGUAUUAACCUUUACCAAUAGCCAUUGAUUACAUUGGCACUGUUAGCUGUCCUUUGUGUGAUGAAGAAUUUCUGCAAUAAAAGUUCAUGGUCUACCCAG
This is a messenger RNA of Paramormyrops kingsleyae, 3711 nucleotides long. Its product is annotated as phosphatidylinositol 4,5-bisphosphate 3-kinase catalytic subunit gamma isoform. NCBI's taxonomy places the organism in Eukaryota, Metazoa, Chordata, Actinopteri, Osteoglossiformes, Mormyridae. The record is from RefSeq and is a predicted model, not a curated record. Gene Ontology annotation, cellular component: phosphatidylinositol 3-kinase complex, class IA; phosphatidylinositol 3-kinase complex, class IB; cytoplasm. Gene Ontology annotation, biological process: phosphatidylinositol 3-kinase/protein kinase B signal transduction; cell migration; phosphatidylinositol-3-phosphate biosynthetic process. Gene Ontology annotation, molecular function: 1-phosphatidylinositol-4-phosphate 3-kinase activity; 1-phosphatidylinositol-3-kinase activity.